AUGGCACCUCUUGGCACGACUUUGUUGCGUCCACCUGUGGCCGACCCUGCCUUUGGCCACAUGUUUGCUACGAGCCCCGUACUUGACACAGGUAAGGAACUCUUGACAGACCAUCAUCAUGAUGUAUGGGACCGAAAAGAUCGUCUUCCUGAACCACCAAUUAUUGAACAGCCAUUUCACAUGGUCCACAUAUUGCGUAUGGCGCAGACGAAAGCUACGAAGAUGUCUUCGGUCAAGCCGAUCCAGCAGCUUGGCCGCCAGCAUGGCUCCAUUCGUAUUAAGGCGGAGAGUAUGCCUGUCAACGAGCAGGAGGCCGAAGUACUCGAGACUUCUUCUAGCGUGGCUGAGUCGACUGAGGUGCCACUUUGCACGAAGAUUGCUCGUACACGAUCCAUGAAAAGUACACCGCCUCGCCGUAAACCGGCUCCCAAACUGGAUGAGGACAUGUUGGAGGGUCAGCAUGCGACCCUGUCCCUUGCUCCAGAGCAGAAAACAGCGCCAGUACCUCCACAGCUUCCCAAAAAGAGCCAGGAACGCUCUCUCACUAAAGCCAUACAGCCCUUCCCUUACCUACAGAACGGUCUCAUUCCCAUUGUGCCGCCCCCUCGUCCAUCGAAGAACCCCCUUCGAUCGAAGACGCUGCGUCCAUGGGCCAGUGAACGAGAAUUGUCGAAGUCAUACGAUGCCAUGGCACAUACGUCUAUGGACCAGGUUUGGGCUCACGUUUCUCAUACUCUGUCUCGAAAGUCGGAUGUGGACGAUACGGACACAGAUCUUCCUGCCUUGGAAUCAGAUCAUGAGACGGCAUCGACUCACAGCUCUGAGGGACACAAUCUGGUGAGAUAA
Messenger RNA from Malassezia pachydermatis, 846 nucleotides. RefSeq lists its product as hypothetical. The coding region runs from base 1 to 846 and encodes 281 amino acids. The record is from RefSeq and is a predicted model, not a curated record. The transcript is spliced from 2 exons. NCBI's taxonomy places the organism in Eukaryota, Fungi, Basidiomycota, Malasseziomycetes, Malasseziales, Malasseziaceae.